AUGACGAGAUUUUCUGAUCUUUCAUGGGAUUUGAUAUGGGAGAUUUUUGCUAGGGUUCCAUUAACAUCGCUAAACGUAGUGCGAUCUACUUGUAAAAACUGGAACGGUUUGACGAGAAAACAAAUUUUAGGUCAAAAAGCAGCAGCAAGGAGUCAGUUUUUGGAGUUCAUGAUGAUAAAUUCUUCGGUUUCUUCGUUGAGAUGCGACCUCCAAGGAAUCCAGAACAGCAUCGAAGACGACGGCGAAGACUUGCUUGAUCAUCUCUCAAUCAAGCAAAUAACAAGUAUACCUAGUAAUACUAAAAUGGAGAUAACUGAAGUCUUUCACUGCGACGGCUUAUUGUUAUGCCUUGUCAAAGAGCAAGAAGACCACUUUAGACUCUUGGUUUGGAAUCCGUAUUUGGGGCAAACCAAAUGGAUUCAACCCAGAAAUAAGCUCUACAGAUUAGACAAGCACGCUCUCGGAUACAACAAGAACGGUAACCACAAGAUCUUGAGUUUGGUUGAUGAUUACGACUCCAAAAACGGAAGCUCUACAAGCGGAGUCCACAUCGACGUCUACGACUUCAGCACUGACUCAUGGAGGUUUCUUGACGUCGAUCCCAGCUGGGAUUUAGGGUGGUGUUACAACGGCGUGUCUUUGAAAGGAAACACUUACUUUUUCGGUCAACAGAUAACAGAUAUUGUACAUUAUGUGGUCUGUUUUAAUUUCGAAACGGAGAGUUUCGGACCGCGUCUGCCUCUGCCGUUUCAGCCUCCGUGUCCUUGUUUGGACAUUAAGCCUCUAUCUUGGGUUAGAGAUGAGAAACUCGCUGCGUUAUAUUACCACUGCGAAACUACCGAUAUCAUAGAGAUUUGGAUUUCGACUGAGGUUGAGCCCAAUGCGGUCUCGUGGAGCAGCUUUUUCACUCUGGAUUUGAGUCUAAUCAAUGGUUUACCUGAUGGUUUUCCUAAUUACUUUGAAACGAGCUUUUUAAUUGACGAGGAGAAGAAAGUCGCUGUGCUUUUUGGUUCAGAAAGAUAUGGCCGGUCUAGGAAAUUUCGCUACCAAAUGGCUUACGUUGUUGGAGGAGAUGGGUACUUCAAAUCUGUCAACACCGGAAUAGUUUCGAGUCGUUGGGUUACUAGCGGCAAACUUGUGUGCUCUUCUUAUGUUCCAAGUUUAGUGCAUGUGCUAGUUUAUUAG
Messenger RNA from Microthlaspi erraticum, 1185 nucleotides. The record is from the annotation of a GenBank genome assembly. Lineage: Eukaryota; Viridiplantae; Streptophyta; Magnoliopsida; Brassicales; Brassicaceae.